CGCCUGUGCCUGGAGCGCGAGCUGCGGCACGGCCGCGCGGGCGUGUGCGGGGACCCGUCGCUGCGCGCCGUGCUCUGGCAGAUCCUGGUGGAGGACUUCGACCUGCACGGCGCGCUGCAGGACGACGCGCUGGCGCUGCUCACCGACGGGCUGUGGGGCCGCGCCGACCUGGCGCCUGCGCUGCGCGGCCUGGCCCGCGCCUUCGAGCUGCUGGAGCUGGCCGCCGUGCACCUGUACCUGCUGCCCUGGAGGAAGGAGUUCGCUACCAUCAAGACCUUCUCAGGCGGCUACGUGCACGUGCUGAAGGGGGUGCUCUCUGAGGACCUGCUCUUCCAGAGCUUCGAGAAGAUGGGCUACGUGCGCCAGGAUGACCACCGCCUCAUGAUGGCCACCCCGCCGCCUGCCGGCCAGCUGGUGCAGGUGGCCCUGGGCUGCUUCGCCCUGCGGCUGGAGUGCGACAUCCUGGAGGAGGUGCUGGCGCGACUGGGCACCAGCGUGCUGCCGGCCGAGGAGCUGCUGCAGGCCCGCCGCUCCAGCGCAGACGUGGCCUCCUGUGUGGCCUGGCUGAGGCGGCGGCUGGCCGGCGACAAGGAGCCGCCGCCCCUGCCGCCCCGGGACCCGCUGGCUGUGUACCGGGCCCCCCUGGACCUGUACCGAGACCUGCAGGAGGACGAGGGCCUGGAGGAGGCCAGCCUGUACAGUGGGCCCUCACCCGGCCCAGACUCGCCCCCCUCAGCACUAGCCUACCAGCCUCAGCUGUGGGAGCAGAGCGCCAAGUUGUGGGGUGCCAGUGGUGGGGCCUGGGACCCAGAGGCUGAGGCCGGGGGGUCACCCAGGGGCAGCAGCCCACCCUACGGGGCACUGGAAGACGAGCUGGAGCCCGAGCCCGAAGUGUUCUCCUUCCUCUCGCUGCGCAGGGAGCUGGCCACCCCCCAGCCCCCCGGGAGCCCCGAGAGGGCCAGCCCACAGGGCACACACAGGACCCUGUCUGGGGCCGCCCACGAGCCCCCCGACUACCAGGUCCACAGCUGCCUGGCCCCUGGCGCCCUGCCCACCCUCUGCUGCGACACGUGUGGCCAGCUGCAUGCCGCCCACUGUGUCGCCCUGGCCACCUGCCGCCCCAGCCACGCACUGCGGGCUCUGCUCAGCCGCGCCCAGCAGCGGCGGUGGGCACAGGCCGAGGACACCCUGCUCUAUGACGGGCCGGGGGCCAAGCCUUAGCCCGCAGGUCGGGCCCAGGCUCUCCAUGGUGCUUCUCGGGCCUCACCCCGCUCCAGCCUGGCCCUGGCGUACCCCACCCGAGGAGCCCUGGGCAAGGGGGCACCCAGCCCGCAGAGAGAGGUGGCUCACCUUCUAUUGGCCUCAAGCUCAUCCCUGUCCCCAGCACCCAGCCCUGCCGGACUCCUGCCCCCCGAGCCUGGCUCCCCACAAGGACUCUUGGGGUCAGCCGGGGCUCCCAUCCUGCUCCUGCAGGUGUGGGCUGGGGCGCGCCAUCUCCUGCUGGUCCUGUGGGGGGCGCUGCUCGAGGGGGCCCACCCAUCCCCCACAGGGCAGGCUGGCCAGAGACGGGUGCUAGGGCUACGUGAGGAGCCCCCCUUGGGGACGCAUUCUCUCAGCAGCAUCUUGCAGGAGCCCUGGGGCUCGCAGGCGCCACCCACUCCGCCUCCACACACCCCCGAGGCCAACGGGGACGCAGUGCCGGGUGCUGAGCAGCCCUGGGGCUGAGCCCUGAGGCCAGGCAGCAGCAGCCACAGCCGUUCCCAGCGGAGCCCACCAGGCCAUCGGACGGCAAGGCGGUCUGCCCGGGAGGCCACCUCCAGGCCCUCCUUCAUGACCGCAGUGUACCCCCGCCCCCUCGGAGAGCCCCUCACAAGAGCGCUUCAGGCCCAUUAAAGGACAGUGAACCCG
Condylura cristata (star-nosed mole) is the source of this 1908-nucleotide messenger RNA. It is a transcript of the gene SPATA2L, whose product is annotated as spermatogenesis associated 2-like. The record is from RefSeq and is a predicted model, not a curated record. The transcript has 2 exons. Lineage: Eukaryota; Metazoa; Chordata; Mammalia; Eulipotyphla; Talpidae. Gene Ontology annotation, cellular component: cytoplasm. The annotation marks the transcript as partial.